AUGUGUAGUAAUUCAACACUCAAUGUAUCCUUUCUGAUAUGGUUCGAUGGGCAAAUUGUAAACUCCCCCCGUGGAGUAGAAUAUCACGGUGGUUGUCGAGUGGAGAUGCCACUCAGUGAACGAAUGAAUUUCGAUAAAUUGGUUAACAUUUGUAAAAGAGCAGUUUGUAGCGGACCGAACUCUACUAACUCAGAAGUGGAGAUUACACAAAUUUUAUUCAGACUGCCUAAAUUUGUAAGGGGUGAAGUAGAUUCGUACGCACUCUUUUUAGUGCAGGACAAUAACCAUUUAUUUGGAAUACUAACCGAAUCUAUGAGAUGUCCGAAUCUACGAAUUAUGGAGUUCUACGUUGAGUACCGGAUUUUGGGUGGAACUGAAAUUUCGCUGGAUAAUUUGGAGUUAAGCGAUUCGAGCGAGUCAGAGUGGGACAAUGAGUCAGUAAGGAGCAGUGACGAAGAUGAAGACGAACACUUUUAUGAGAGCGACGAAGAUGAUGCAGGAGACAUCGACGCCGAGUUAGGAAUGGCCAAUUCGGGAGAACAAACUCAUUACCAGUCGCAGCUCCCUGAACACGUUAGUCGUGUAAAUGUUGACGAUUUCGUAGUUGACUUGAAUGAGGGUGAGACCCCGAAUUUUACUUGGCAGCCAGGAAUGGAGUUUCAAACGGGGAUGACCUUCAAAAGUCGUGAUGUUGUUCAGAUCUGUGCAACCGCUUAUUCAAUCGCUAUGGGGAAGGAGCACCAGUUUCAUCGGACUACCCCCAAGACAAUCGUGUUUGUUUGCCGACACAACGAAAUCUGCGGAUGGUGGUUGCGAGCAACCAAACUACAGACAAAUCAUACAUGGACCCUGACAAAAUAUAUAGGGCCACACACGUGCGAUCAUUUUAUGACAGGUCGCGACCAUCGAAACUUUAAGUCUAGUCAAAUCGUAGAAUUUAUCAAGGACCUGGUGUUGGAACAACGCGACAUUCACAUCAAGACGCUGAUGGCUGGUAUUUUGGAAAGAUUUUCUGUAAUGCCUACCUAUAAAAGAACUUGGUUAGCUAAGGAGAAGGCAAUAUGCAGCGCCUACGGAAACUGGAAGGACUCUUUCGCCGAAGUUUGUAGCUUCAUGGCCAAUGUGAAGGUCACAAAUCCCGGAUCAUUCUGGCAUGCAGAAGGCGAUCCAAUUUACACAAACCACUCGCAAAAUCCCCGAGUGAGAAUGUUUCGCAGAAUAUUAGUGACGGUUUAUUGUAUAUUGUCACAGCGCGAUUUGCAGGAGAGAACCCAUGUUACGGGGGAGGCCAGUUCGAGUGCCGCUCGCAGGAUUAGGUUUGGUGCACGAAGUUCUCAGCUUGCUACCAUGGAGGAUCGCAGGGACGUCACACUUCCCCCUCCUGAGCCAGCCGACCAACCAUACCAGCUGCCUCCGCUCCCUCCCUGUCAGGUCGAUUUAAGCUCUAUUAGAGGACGGCGUCGACAGCCACGCAGAAUGCCUCCACAGCCCCGUCCAGAGCAUGUGUACCCUAUCCCAGAGCCAUUAUUUUUUCACACGGAGGUGGCGGGUACCUCAGACAUACCGCAGGCGGACUACUGGGAAAGACAACAUUACGGGUCAACCUCCGGGGCGACACCCCAAGCAUCAUAUCCACAGUUUCAGGUCCCGCCUGCGUCGAUGCCGUAUGUUGACUCAUUUUUUGGAGAUACGACCUUUACGACCACUCAGGAUCCACCAGGGCCAUCUGAGUCACAGGUCCCCCCGGCGCCGAUGCCGUAUAGUGACUCAUCUUUUAGACAUACGACAUUUGCCAACACUCGAGAUCCUUUUGCGCCAUCUGAUUCACAGGUUCGCCAGCCGCCGAUUCCGUCUUUCCAUUCAUAUCUGGGAGAGAUGGGAUAA
Molecule: messenger RNA, 1884 nt
Organism: Mercurialis annua (annual mercury)
Lineage: Eukaryota; Viridiplantae; Streptophyta; Magnoliopsida; Malpighiales; Euphorbiaceae
Exons: 5
Coding region: 1-1884 (627 amino acids)
Source: RefSeq, a predicted model, not a curated record